UUCCGCUUUCUCUCUCUAUAACACCUCGUUGGGUUCUCUCAUUUUUGCCUCUUAAGUCCUUCACCAAUUCAACCUUGUUCACCAUGAAAGCUCAGCUCUCUUCGACCAGACCCGUUUUCUGAGGUUGGCUUCUGUACGUGGGUUUCAAAGGGUUUGGGCUGUUGAAUGGAGGAGAUGGAUUUAGUUCAAAUAAAUCAUGAUGGAGAAGGCACUGAAGAUGCAUCUAUUGCACAGUCACCAUCUUCAGAACCCACUGGUAUAUGUGAUGUCUUUGGAAAUCCAGAGAUACUUCCUCGAAUUGGAGAUAAAUACCAAGUUGACAUUCCAACUCUUAGUCCAGAAUCUGAUUAUCUUCAGCUUACAAGUUACCCAACUGAUGCUGCAACAGUGACUGGCGCUCCUCACUGUUUUUUAUUGGGAUUACCCGUACCAAUUAUGUGGGUCACUGAGGAAGUUGAGAAUGUUAAACAUGAGCCUCUUGAACUUCUUGGAGCAUCCAAUAAAAAUUGGCCUGUGGAAUCUUAUGACAUCAAAGAGGCUCAUAUUCUUAUAAAAAGAGAAGACUUGGAACUUAAAAUUGAGCCUUCAGGCGUUUCAAUGGAGAAUGAGCUAUGCAUGGGAGAAUCAGUGAACUUAGCUUUGCAACUAGAAAUGAAAAAGGAAAUGCAUCAAAAGUGCGGAGGCAAGGGCCACUAUCCAGCUCCUGGCUCCUUAAGUGACUCAUGGAGUGAUCUUGAGAAAGCCACUUUUCUCCUUGGUCUAUAUAUUUUUGGGAAGAACCUUGUUCAGGUGAAGAGAUUUGUUGAGAGUAAAAAGAUGAGAGAUUUGCUAUCAUUUUAUUAUGGGAAGUUUUAUAAGUCUGCUGAAUACCGUAGAUGGGCUGAGUGCCGGAAAAUGAGAAGCAGAAGGUGUAUUUAUGGGCAAAGGAUUUUUACUGGACUGAGGCAGCAGGAAUUGUUGUCUCGUUUGCUUCCCCAUUUGUCAGAGCAGCGUCAAAAUAUUUUGCUGGAGGUCUCUAAGACAUUUGGAGAGGGAAAAAUUUUGCUAGAAGAAUAUGUCUCCACUUUAAAGGCCACAGUUGGCAUGAAUAUUUUCAUAGAAGCAGUUGGGAUUGGUAAAGGGAGGCAAGAUCUCACUGGCAUAGCCCUGGAGCCUCUGAAGCAUAAUCAAGUUGCUCCUGUCCGCCCAGAAAUGCCAAUUGGCAAAGCAUGCUCCUCUCUUACACCCCAGGAAAUUAUCAAGUGUCUAACCGGUGAUUUCCGGUUAAGCAAAGCUCGCUCAAGCGAUCUGUUCUGGGAGGCUGUUUGGCCUCGUUUGCUUGCUAGAGGAUGGCACUCUGAACAGCCUCGGGGUCAUAAUUAUGCUGCUGGUUCCAAGCAACCUUUGGUCUUUCUUAUCCCUGGUGUUAAAAAGUUCUCGAGAAGGAAACUAGUGAAAGGCAGCCACUAUUUUGAUUCUGUUAGUGAUGUCCUGAGUAAAGUUGCUUCAGAUCCUGGGCUUCUUGAAUUUGAGAUUGAAGCAGAUGAAGGCAACAAAAGCAAGGAAGAGUCUGGGUUGACCAAUGAGACAAAACUGGACAAAGAUGAUUUAUCUGAUCAGCGACACCAUUGUUAUCUUCAGCCACGAACUCCAAACCGCAAUGUGGAUAUUGUGAAGUUCACUGUUGUUGAUACAAGUCUAGCUAAUGGAGCAAAAUACAAAGAGAAAGAAGUGAGAAGCUUACCAUUUGAAUCUUCAAAUACUUCCACCUCCAGUAGCCAUUUCGAAGAAAAUGAUGAGGAUACUUCUGAGGAGCUUGUUGUGGAUGAAUCAAACUCAGGUUAUAACAUGUUUCUUAAUCAAGAGGAGACCAAUUAUUCCAAUCCCACAAAAAUAAUAUUUGAAGGGAGAGUGUGUUCUGGCUCAAAAGAUUCUGAAAUUAGUGCUGUAAACCAGGGGAUUCCAACUAAUGACCCAGACUCUACUAGUUUACCUGCAAAAGUUCCCAAGAGCCAGAACACAAAUAUGUAUAAUGCCAAGAAGCAAAGCAGGGCUCCUAAGUGCCACUUGGGUCGCAAGAUGAAGCCUGAUAUGUCAAACUAUUUGGCUCCUGUCACAAAACGGCGUCGGAGAUUAACUGCUUGUAGUCGUGCAGAGACAAGCCAGAGCACAAUCACUUUCUUGGUGGGUCCAGAACUAAAACAAGAGGAGUCUGGUGGCUGCAUAGGAAAGCAUGAUUCUGAUGAGAUCAUUCACUGUAAAGUGGUUCCACUAACAGAGAAGUUAUGUUCCUCCAGUUCCUCAUGUAAAGACAGCAGGAUUGAUGGCAGAGAAGGCAUGCUGAGUAGUAACUGUUCAGGUGCAGAACAUCCUAGAGAGGAACUUCAAUUCAGGACGAUGAUCGACUUGAAUUUACCUGUUCUUCCAGAUGCUGAAACUGGUGAGCCUGUCUUGGUAGCAUCAUCGGAGAGGCAAGAUGAUCAAGCAAGCAAGCAGGCAGAUGAUCCAAAUGCACUGAAAACCUCAAUAGGUGUGGCUAAUUCUGAGCAACCACCCAAUAUGAACUCUCGGAGGCAGAGCACAAGAAACCGACCCCUCACCACUAAAGCAUUGGAGGCUCUUGCAAGUGGCUUUUUAAAUACAAGGCGACGACGACGGAAGAGGACAGAAGCCUUUCCAGGAGAGGACUUGAUAUCAAGACCUUCUAGACGUGCUCGCUGUAAGAUGAGAGUUACCGAGAGCUUUGGUACUGGAAUCAUGGACUCAAAAGUACAAGAAGAAGGAAAUGGUGUAUGCAAUGACAAUGAGGAUAUGUUCAGUAAAUUUCACAUUAGAUCCGAGGGAGAAGGGGCUCAAGUUUCAGGUCCCUGAGCUGGUCUAGCAAUGCUUGUUGCUCUCACAUUCCAAGGAAAGGUUUCUACUUCAGAGUUGUUAUACCCAUUCCUGAACUCAUUUCUUCUUUUAGCUGCUUGAAUAACCUGCAAUAUACAAACAUCAUAGCCAACUUUACACUCCCAAUUGGCAGCUUGCAUUCAUGACUACUAAUAAAGAAACUUCACAAAGGAACUGUAAUGCUAUUGUGGCCUUUCCCAGGAGCUGUCUACCUCAGUUGAAGGCAUAAAGCACCUGUGGCUGUGAGGUUCUGAAAACCAGAAGGAUAUGAGAGAAAAAAAAAAAAAAAAAACACUCUGCUGUCCAAUUUUAGUAUAAGAAUGGUUGACACAACCAAUACAUUUAUCUUGUGUAGAAUUAACUUUGCUUGUUCAUAUUUAUUUGCUUUGUAACUGGAGUUCUAUUCUGAAAAGUAUCAGCGCCUAUCUCCAUUCCUAAUCAAAAUUCAGGUGAACCUUUCUUCCCA
Vitis vinifera (wine grape) is the source of this 3337-nucleotide messenger RNA. RefSeq lists its product as uncharacterized. The coding region runs from base 166 to 2850 and encodes 894 amino acids. The record is from RefSeq and is a predicted model, not a curated record. Gene Ontology annotation, cellular component: nucleus. Gene Ontology annotation, molecular function: transcription corepressor activity. NCBI's taxonomy places the organism in Eukaryota, Viridiplantae, Streptophyta, Magnoliopsida, Vitales, Vitaceae. The transcript is spliced from 4 exons.